This is a messenger RNA of Cinclus cinclus, 2700 nucleotides long. It is a transcript of the gene RWDD4, whose product is annotated as RWD domain containing 4. The record is from RefSeq and is a predicted model, not a curated record. The coding region runs from base 47 to 631 and encodes 194 amino acids. The transcript has 7 exons. Lineage: Eukaryota; Metazoa; Chordata; Aves; Passeriformes; Cinclidae. Gene Ontology annotation, molecular function: protein binding.
GGCCCAGCCCCGGCGGGAGCGGGGCCGGGAGCGGGGAGCUCCGGCCAUGGCGGCCAACGAGGACCAGGAGAUGGAGCUGGAAGCACUGCGCUCCAUCUACGAGGGAGACGUGUGCUUCAGGGAGCUCAGCCCGGUGUCCUUCCAGUACAGGAUAGGUGAAAGUGGAGAUCCCAAAGCCUUUCUAAUAGAAGUCUCUUGGCCAGAAACAUAUCCACAAACAGCACCAGUCAUAUCGAUGGAUGCUUUCUUCAAUAACACAAUAUCUUCAGCUAUUAAGCAAAGUAUAUUGGAUAAGUUAAUGGUAGAAGUUGAAGCAAAUCUUGGAACUGCAAUGACAUACACACUUUUUGAAUAUGCCAAAGACAAUAAGGAGGUAUUAAUGGAAAAUCAACCUGUUAACACUGUGACUUCUGUAAGCAGCAGUAUUUCAAUUGGAACUCCUGAUGUGCCGCCAAGUAAGAAAAAAGAGAAAAAGGAGCAGUUAUCCAAAACCCAGAAACGAAAACUAGCCGAUAAAACAGAUAACAAAGGGGAGCUUCCGCGAGGCUGGAACUGGGUUGAUGUAAUUAAGCAUGUAAGUAUUUUCAAGUUUUCUUAUUUUACUGUUAGAAAGAUUUUUAUGAAAGAGUAAGAACUGCUGCUUAUUUUGGAUUCUAAUUUACAAAUUUCUCAAAAGCUUUAAAAUAUUAGUUUUUCUGAAUAUUAGUCUGAAGAACUUCACUCUUGGAACUUCAUUGGUUUCUUUUAUUUAUUUACUGAGCAAUUAAAUUUUAAUUUUAUAAAGAGAGGGCUUAGCUAACCAAAUGCACUGCAAAUAUUCAUGUCUUUAUACGACAUGAAGAUGAGCUGCCAGGUUCUGGAGGGCAGUGGAUGAGUAAGAAAUAAAAGGGAGAAAAGGGACCUGUUCCAAGUGGAAGCACCUUGCUUUCUCCUACAAGCCUCAUUGUCUGCUGCAACUCCUCCAGUGAAUAAUUCUUUUCUACUUGCUCCCUCAGUAUUGAUUUCUUCCACCCACUUGUCUUUGCUGAUUCAGUGAAAAUUACUGCUUGACAAUUUUGAAGGCAAACUAUUUUAUUUUACACAAUUGAAGUAAUUUUCACUGUAAGACCUAACACCAGUUCCAGUUGUUAAGUAAGAGCAAGUAAAUGUUGAAGAUUGUUUUGGGCAGAGUAUUUCUGAACUAAAAGUGGUUAUUUAUAGUGGAUGUCUUGGUUUUCAGAUAGAUUUCAUGAUAGUCAUGCUACUUGUAAUAAUUACAAGCCUAGCUUUAAAGGUAAGGAAUACUAAGUUUAUGUUAACAUAUAUUUUUAUAUUGUCUAAAUUUCCAUAUGGAAAUUCUCUCAAAGAUGUGUGAAGAUAAAGUUCCAUUACUUCAUCUUUUUUUUCAUUCUUUCUGGAGAGCUGGUCACAGAGCCUUCAAAUUAAAUAGAAACAGUGCCCUGAGGUUUUUCUGGGGUUUGUUGGUUUUUGUUUUUUUUUUUUAAUUCAACUUUCAUGAUCAGGAAAUAAGCUCAUUUAGUGUUUAAGCUUAAGAAUUGAUGCUUUUCAGUCUCUUGGUACAGUAGCACAAUCAAUCUGUAUUGUUAAUUAAGUAUAUACAUGUUCAGUGUGAGAUGGAAAUAAUGUUUCCUAAUAAAUGGAAUGGCAGUCUAAACUUUGAAUACUUUCUUUUUGUGUCUCUUUUAUAGUUAAGCAAAACUGGUUCUAAAGAUGAUGAAUAAAGGACUUUGGUACAAGGAAACUCCACCUUUUAAUACAGUGCAAUUCUGGGUCACCAUCUCUCUAUUAAUAACUUUCGUAUUUGUUGAAGUGAACAUUUUAUAAAGCUCGAUUUCCUAACUUGUAAAUCUAGUCACAAAAGUUUAUCUAGAGACCAUGUGGUCAUCUUCAGAAAAAUCAACCAACAAACUUGCCUUAAAUGAAGGUUAGAAUGUGACAAAGGAUAUAGAGAGCCAGUGUGGUGAAGUGAAUAGUGCUGAAGUGUUUAUUAAUUUAUAUUUAGUCUGUAGUAAAAUCCUGUUAUAGUGAACCCAAUGAUACUGUAAACAUUUCCUGAUGUUCUUAUUCCAAUUGAAGAAAAAAGCACUAUAACAGUGGUUGGUCACUUGACAGCUUAAUUAGUCAAAAUAAAUUAUUCCAUGGAAAUAAGACCUUUGUCAUUUGUUUAUCUAGUAUGAACUAGAAGGAGAACAUACAAAUUGUUGCAUUUCAAAACAGGCUAGAACUUGUGGUCUCAUUUUCACUAGUUACUGGCUGAAAUUGGAAAUACUAGUGAAAGCAAGGCUAAAUAUUCUAGUCUGCUCAAAAACAAGUGGUUAUAUCAGGAGUGCAGCUUCUUUGUUCUCCACAAUAUCCCAUCUGUUGGUCUUUCUCCAGUAUGCAUCUUUACAGACAGUGGGAUGUCUGAGGAGGGGCAAAAGUGCUUUCUUGCCUAUGUCUCAAUGAGUGUUGGAAUUUUGUAGCUGCUUCAUUAGAGAAGUAGGCAUUCUUUGGAGGGAUUUGCUGACUGAGUAGUGGGACAGUGGAAGUCAGUAGUCUAUCAAACUUAUUGGGCAUACUUCUUCACGAGAGCUCUCUACUUUAUUUUUUCCUGAUCUGCUCUCUUGUAUAAGGAAGAGAAGUCAUCCUCACUGUAUUAACUGUUAUUGAAUACAAGAUGCCUUAAUGUUCUUUAUUAUUUUUGUUUGUAUUGAGAUGAAU